Molecule: messenger RNA, 1754 nt
Organism: Amblyraja radiata (thorny skate)
Lineage: Eukaryota; Metazoa; Chordata; Chondrichthyes; Rajiformes; Rajidae
Product: beta-1,4-galactosyltransferase 3
Exons: 7
Coding region: 143-1288 (381 amino acids)
Biological process (GO): carbohydrate metabolic process; galactosylceramide biosynthetic process
Cellular component (GO): Golgi apparatus
Molecular function (GO): galactosyltransferase activity
Source: RefSeq, a predicted model, not a curated record
GUGGAGGUCGCGCCAGUGACGGUCACGUGGGGACGCUCCAACGUAGCGUGCCCACCCGGGCCUGUGCGCUGUCACUGUCGUCGAGGACCGGCGCCGGGCCGCGGGCCUUCGAGCGGCGCCGGUGUCCGGAGGCUGAUGGUUGAUGCUCCCCACCCCCGGGACGAUGCGGUGUCUCUCUCUGCCCUCCGGCUGGGGCUUUCCUCUGGACCGACAGUGCACCUUCGGCCUGCUCCUGGCCUCGCAGCUCCUCUUCCUGCUCUACUACACAUUUGGAGGGAUCCGUAGCAUGGCCCUCCAGCUGUGGCGCGGGCCGCAGCCCUCCUGGGACUACUCCAAGACGCAGGACGUCUACACCAACCUCAGCCUGAUCCAGCUACUCGUCCCGGGCACCCAUCACCUCGCCUACUGUCCCCAGAAACCCCCGUACCUUGUGGGCCCUCUGGCCAUUGCCUUUAACCGGACCCCCUCGCUGGACGAGAUCCGGGAUCGGAACCGCCUUGUGAUGCCCGGAGGAUUCUACACGCCGCCGAAUUGCCAGGCCCGCCACCGGACGGCAGUGAUUGUGCCACACCGACACCGGGAGCCUCACCUCCGGCACUUCCUCUACUACAUCCACCCAUUCCUGCAGCGGCAGCAGCUGCAGUACGGGCUGUACAUCAUCCAUCAGGCUGGGAACGAGACCUUCAACCGAGCCAAGCUGCUGAACGUGGGAGUGAAGGAGGCGAUGAAGGAUGAGGACUGGGACUGUCUCUACCUCCACGAUGUGGACCUCAUCCCAGAGAAUGACCACAACAUCUACACCUGCGACCGCUCUCACCCCAAGCACGUCUCCAUCGCCAUGAACAAGUUCGGCUACCAACUACCGUACAGGACGUAUUUUGGAGGCGUAUCUGCCGUGACACCCGAGCAGUACCUGCGAAUGAACGGAUUCCCCAACGAUUACUGGGGCUGGGGGGGUGAGGAUGAUGAUAUCGCUACCAGGCUCCAGCUGGCUGGAAUGACAAUCUCGCGCCCCCCUCUCUCCGUGGGCCGCUACAAGAUGAUCAAACACAACUUGGACCGGGGAAAUGAGCAGAACCCAAGGAGGUUUGACCUACUGCUCCGUACCCGCCGCUCCUGGACCCAGGAUGGAAUGAACUCUCUGGUCUACACUACUCUGGCUCACCAGCGCCACCCUCUGUUCACCAAUGUGACUGUGGACAUUGGCCCUGCUCCCCGCCGUCCAGGAACCCUUCUCCCCAAAACCCACAAAGGCUCUCUUGUGUCUCUGAGUGCAGCAGGGGUGUGACCAACACAUGGUCUGACUGUGCUUCUACUCUAGAGGAGGGGCGUGAGCUCACGGCCGGACGUCAUGGGGACAGUUGGGCUGGACGAUGAUAUCCGUGAUGGGGAGGCAGGACAGUGAAUUUACAGGACCCUCACCUCCAUCACUUCCCUCUACCUCACCAACUGUCCUCAACUCCCACCAUCCCAGCUGGAGCUGAGAUCAGGGGCUGAGAAUCGCUGUCAACGUGGGGAGCUGCCUUCUGCCUCAAGUGACGGUUCCUGGUUACAUUGUGGAGCAGGACAUCACUAUGCGAGUGUGUGUGGUGUCCCUGUCUGUGUGUGUCUGUGUAUGUUUGUGUCCACCUUCUUUCCCUGUGUGUGUGGGGAAUGCCUGUUUCUUAGCUUUGAUAAUGUGCUUUAAAUCUCUGCGUCAAUUUUCUAGUGGAAAUCAUUAUAUGGAGAUAAAUAGUUUAAUUUUUGUACAAUUA